AUGGUAGAGGAAGAGCAAAGCCUUGAAAAAGGCGGAUCCGUUCAUGUGGUCAAAGGAGAGAGUCAUUUCCGUAAUGUGGUGUGGGGCCCAGUCCGGUGGCUAAAGAUGUUGUCUUCAGAGCUUCACUGGAGCUUUGUCUUCGGUGUGGUCUCACUGUACGGAAUAAACCAAGGGCUUGGUGGCUCGUUGGGCCGUGUAGCCACAGAGUAUUACAUGAAAGAUGUUCAAAAGGUUCAACCUUCAGAGUCUCAAGCUCUCACUGCAAUCACUAAGAUUCCAUGGAUCAUUAAACCUCUUUGGGGCAUUCUCACUGAUAUUCUUCCUAUCUUUGGCUUCCACAGACGCCCUUACUUCAUUUUAGCCGGGGUGCUUGGAGUGGUUUCUAUGAUGUUCAUUUCGUUUCACAGUAAUUUGCAUCUUUACUUGGCUCUGUUGUGGAUGACAAUAUCAAGUGCUGCGAUGGCUAUAGCGGAUGUAACUAUUGAUGCUUGUACCGCCUACAACAGUAUCAAACACCCUUCUCUUGCAUCGGAUAUGCAGAGCUUGUGCAGCUUAAGCUCCUCCAUUGGAGCACUUCUUGGUUUCUUCAUGAGUGGCAUCUUAGUUCAUCUUGUUGGCUCCAAGGGAGUGUUUGGUUUGUUGACAUUCCCAUUCGCUUUAGUAUCAGUAGUAGGAGUGGUGUUUAGUGAGCCACAUGUUCCUGGUUUCUCUUACAAACAGGUGAACCAGAAAUUUACAGAUGCAGGGAAAGCCAUGUGGAGGACAAUGAAGUGCUCAGACGUGUGGAGGCCGAGUCUAUAUAUGUACCUUUCACUUGCUGUUAGCUUGAACAUUCAUGAAGGUCUCUUCUAUUGGUUCACUGACUCAAAGGAUGGUCCUUUGUUUGCUCAGGAAACUGUUGGUUUUAUUCUCUCAAUUGGCUCAAUCGGGUCGAUUCUUGGAGCAACGUUGUACCAGCUAGUCCUGAAGGAUCAUCCGUUCCGUAAUCUUUGCUUGUGGACUCAACUUCUCUUUGCCUUGUCAGGAAUGCUUGACCUCAUUCUUGUGCUACGUCUCAACUUGAAGUUUGGCUUACCUGACUAUCUCUUCAUAGUAGUGGACGAGAUAGUCUCUCAGAUGAUUGGACGCCUGAAAUGGAUGCCGUUGCUUGUCCUCACUUCGAAGCUUUGUCCUCACGGAAUCGAAGGGACGUUUUUCGCGCUGCUGAUGUCGAUUGACAAUGCAGGACUCAUGACAUCGUCUUGGCUAGGAGGAGUGUUGUUGCAUGUGCUUAAAGUGACUCGUACUGAGUUUGGUAACCUCUGGCUUGCGGUUUUGAUCAGGAAUGUGAUGAGGCUUUCGCCGCUUUUUGUUCUGUUUCUUGUGCCUAAGGGUGACCAGCACACGUUCAAGCUCCCUGAUGAGAUUAUGGGGGAAGAUUCGGAGGAAGAAGAGGGAGAUGAUGAAAAAGAAGGAAGUCGGAACUUGGAGUUGGCAUCUCUUGUUCAGUCUGUUGAUAGAAGAUAG
Microthlaspi erraticum is the source of this 1506-nucleotide messenger RNA. The record is from the annotation of a GenBank genome assembly. Lineage: Eukaryota; Viridiplantae; Streptophyta; Magnoliopsida; Brassicales; Brassicaceae.